CCCCUUAAUCUUCUUUUUUCCAAACUAAACAAGCCCAGUUAUAAUGAGUGAAACACAAAUUCACAAAAGUGAGAGGAUGUUGAUCAUGACUACAGUUUCCUCUGUGAAAGAUGUGCAUGGUACAGUAUUUUAACCACAGGACUGAAAACCAGGAACUCCUAAGGUCUAAUCCCAGCUCUUACAUUGUUUUGCUUUGUGAUUUUAGUGCAGUGUCUCCUAGAAGUCAAUAAUCCCUUGACUGUUUCAGACCAAGCAAGUGGGGAAGGAAGGUUAGCUGGUUCCAGAGCAGUUUAGAACCGCCUUCUAUUUGUAUGUUCUAAAGAAGGAGGAUUUUUAUCACACGUUGGCCCACUAGUGCAGUGUCUUGCCUGUGAAAGUGAUACAUACCUGAUGCUGCAGCAGCAGAUUUUCACUACUUUACCAGUAAAGCUUGCUCCAUCCCUUCCAUUGCAAGAAGAUUUUGUUUACCACUGGAAAGCAAUUACCCAUUAUUACAUAGAAACCUCAGAUGACAAAGCUCCUGUGACUGAUACCAACAUUCCUUCUCACCUGGAGCAGAUGUUGGAUAUCCUAGUUCAAGAGGAAAAUGAGAGGGAGUCGGGAGAGACAGGGCCUUGUAUGGAAUAUUUGCUACAUCACAAGAUCUUGGAGACAUUGUACACUCUAGGGAAAGCUGAUUGUCCUCCAGGAAUGAAACAGCAAGUUUUGACUUUCUAUACCAAGCUUCUAGGAAGAAUACGACAACCUCUUCUCCCACAUAUAAAUGUACAUAAACCAGUGCAGAAAUUAAUCAGACUUUGUGGUGAAGUUCUAGCAGCACCGACAGAAAAUGAAGAAAUUCAGUUUCUCUGCAUAGUAUGUGCAAAGCUGAAACAGGAUCCAUACCUGGUCAACUUCUUUCUUGAGAACAAGUUAAAAGCUUUGGCUUCCAACGAAUCAGCAAGUGUAAUUACUGAAGACAUGGUAAAAAGACAAGAUACACUGGUGACGGACACAGGACAGUCUUUUCAACCAGAACAAAUAGCUAGUGCUGCUGGAGCAGAACACAUAGAGAAGGAAGAUGAUCUAUCAAUGAGCCUGGAUGAACUAAAUGUCACUUCAUCACCCGAGGCUUCAGCUGUUCGUCCAAACCAAGACUAUAAUUUAGUGAAUUCUUUGCUAAAUCUCACAAAAAGCCCAGAUGGCCGAAUAGCAGUAAAAGCAUGUGAAGGCCUCAUGCUCUUAGUAAGUCUGCCAGAGCCAGCAGCGGCCAAAUGCUUGACCCAGAGCACUUGCUUAUGUGAAUUGCUGACAGACAGGCUCACUACACUCUACAAAGCCCUUCCUCAGUCUGUGGAUCCAUUAGAUCUUGAAUCAGUCGAGGCAAUUAACUGGGGUUUGGAUUCAUAUAGCCACAAAGAAGAUGCAUCUGCUUUUCCAGGAAAAAGAGCCCUGAUUUCAUUUCUCUCCUGGUUUGACUACUGUGAUCAACUAAUUAAAGAAGCACAAAAGACUACUGCUGUUGCUAUGGCAAGAUCUGUACGGGAACAAUUUUUUGUUGGUGUCAUGGAGCCCCAGCUGAUGCAAACUUCAGAGAUGGGAAUCCUUACAUCAACAGCACUUUUGCACCGUAUUGUCCGUCAAGUCACUUCAGAUGUGUUGCUGCAAGAAAUGGUUAGCUUUAUACUUGGAGGACACAGAGAACCAGAAACCUUGACAGAUAUCAACAGACAUCCAUUGCGACACAGGUUAAUCGAGCACUGUGAUCACAUAUCUGAUGAGAUCAGCAUAAUGACUUUAAGAAUGUUUGAGCACCUUUUACAAAAACCUAAUGAGCAUAUUCUUUACAACUUGGUUCUAAGAAACUUAGAAGAAAGAAACUACACAGAAUAUAAACCACCCUGCCAAGACGAUAAGGAUGUGGUGGAGAAUGGACAGAUAGCAGGAGCAGUAGACCUGGAAGAAGAUCCAUUAUUUACUGAUCUUUCUCCGGACAACACGUUGUCUAAUCCUGAGUGGCUAAGUGCUUCUCCUCCCAUCAGCCCAGAACAUCCAAAAAAUGAUGGGAAAACUGAAGUUCAUAAAAUUGUAAAUAGCUUUCUCUGUCUAGUACCUGAAGAAGCCAAAUCGUCCUACCAUGUAGAGGGCACAGGUUAUGAUACCUACCUCAGAGAUGCCCACAGACAAUUCCGGGAUUAUUGUGCAAUCUGUUUACGUUGGGAAUGGCCGGGGUCACCCAAAUCUUUGGAAAAGUGCAAUUUAGAAGCAUCGUUUUUUGAAGGACACUUCUUGAAAAUUCUUUUUGACAGAAUGGGCAGGAUUCUUGAUCAGCCAUACGAUGUAAAUUUACAAGUUACGUCCGUGUUGUCCAAACUCUCCCUGUUUCCCCAUCCACACAUCCAUGAAUACCUUUUGGAUCCCUAUGUAAAUCUGGCUUCAGGCUGUCGAUCGCUCUUCUCUGUUAUUGUGAGGGUUGUUGGAGAUCUUAUGGUGAGAAUCCAGCGCAUCCCAGAUUUUACUCCCAAACUUCUGCUGGUCAGAAAGCGUCUGCUUGGAUUGGAGCCUGAAGGGCCCAUUAUUGACCACAUGACAUUACUAGAAGGAGUGAUUGUACUGGAAGAGUUCUGUAAAGAGCUGGCAGCAAUUGCAUUUGUGAAAUACCAUGCCUCAGUUACACCCUAAGCAGUUUCUUGAUGUGACUGAGCUACAAAAUCAAGUGCAUUUUGGUAAAUAAAAAAAGAGUUGUCUCCACCCAGACAAGAAGAAAGAGAGAGAGCCUCCUAACAAAGGGUCAAUAUCAUUUGACAGUUGUUAUGGAUGGCAUUGGAGGGUGAGUUCUUGGUCACUUCAUGAUUUCUUGGCCUUGGCUGCACUCUGAUGGCGUUGUAAUCAAAUGGAUAUUGAACCCAGGAUGCAAUCAAAGGGACUUCAGGGCAGACACAACAUAACGUUUCCAGUCAGUGUUGGAAGAGCUGAAAAAAAUGUCUGAGGAGCCAUAAACUUCAUAACUUUGGUUACCAGGCCAUUCUUUUAACAACAUUUUAGAUGGUAAGGGGUUUUGAUAUGCUCUGGGGCUCAUAUACUUAAAUUGUCUUUUGGGAUUGUUAUUGCUUUUUGAAAUAGCAAACUAUUUCUGUAAUGUUUUCAUGUCACAAGUCUUUUCUCUUCAGUUGAAAACAUGAAAGGAAAACAGUAAAGCAGCAUGUGUAGAGAUACAAGUGAUACCAUCUAAAACACUGGAAAGUGGAUGAAAAGACCUGUUAAUUCAUAUGCAGUAUAUGCUCCAGGUGGAAUGAAUUCUACAUUUGUGAAUCUUCUUACAUUGUAGUGAAUUUUGGGCUGGUGAAUUCUGAUUCACAACUGUGUUAUCCCAGUUUUACCCUGUUGUAAUUCCUUAUAUUACUGAAAUUAUAUUGCCAUACAUUGGCGAAUCAGGGCCUGUAUGUAAACAAUGAUCAUAUCCUCAGUAUGCAUGUUUCAUGUGUGGUGCUCUUUGUCUUUCCAAAUGAUUUCUCCUGAGUUCAUCUGUGUAACUAGAUUUGCCUUAGAUUUUUGUAUGUGAGCUCCAGUUUGAUCCAUGUCAUCUUUACAAGGAUGCUAGUUAUACAGGUCAUUAAUAGUAGUUGCUAAAACAGUAUUUUUUUAAAAUGCUAUUUAACAUUGGCUUAAGGAUAUUUUGUGCCUUGAAAAUUGGCAGUGUAAAUGUUCCGUUAUUUUAAAAAAAUAUUUUAUUGCUUGUUUAAACAUAACCAUAGUGUCCAGACAAAAAGAGUGACUGAAACUGUUUUGGGCAGCAGUACAAAGGAUAAUACAAUACCUGGGACCAAAAUUCUGGUUUUCACAACCCUGGGAUGCAAAGAUGUUUCCCGGUGCAUUCUUUGCAACAUGAAUUCCAUCAGCCAGGGCAGGAAUUUCCAUUGCAGGCCGAGAGACAUGCACUCAAGCAUACUUCGCUAAUAUUCCUCCUGGAUGAUUACAGUUAACACUUGCUGCAGACAGCAGAAUAUGCAUUAGUAACCUGAAAGGGUUGGAUGUGCUCCUUAACCUUCACAUCACUCUUAGUGAUCUCUGGAGAGAGAUCAUCCCUCCUGUUUUCACAGGAGAAUACCUUCAUAUUGACAUGGUAGCAAGGACAGACGAAGCAGGAUUGAACCCUUAAUGUUCACAUGGCGUUUCUUUGUAUGUUUUCAAUAUCCUGUUGGACAGUAAGUGCCCGUUUCUGAUCUCAUUUCAGAUUAAAUUAGGACUGAUUUAAUCAGUCAGUAGCAUUCCUCCUGAUCUCCAUGGGUGUAACUGGGAUCAGAAUCUGGCCUUCCAUAAUUUUGAUGUCUCUUUUUUUAUCAGAAGUCUUCAAGUGGCUUGUGAAACAAAAUUGAACACUUUCACAGUUAAAAAAUGCAUCACUUAGUCACGGCAUAAACUCCAGUGAAGUGUCCUGCAGACAGAAAUGUCGAGUACCACUCCAAAAAAGGAGUAUUGCCCCAAAGUGGUUCUGGCCAGGGAGUAAGAUGACUCAGUAGCUGCCUACGCAUCUUCCCAUCAACUUCAGCUGGAAUGAAAGAUGUUCUCAAGAACGGGUAGCAGUGGGAACCUUGGACUUAGCAGGCAUAUGCACCAGCUUUGCUGAACAUGGUCCAAUAAUGUUUUCAAACUAAAAUAGCUUAGUAAAAUAAAGUUAAAGGGUAUUUUCCCUUCUUUUGUGUUCUUUACAUGGAUAUUUGGAAAUUAGCAAGUGAUUUUUUUUUUUUUUUUACAGAGCAAUGUGUACUACAGUUGAUCCAUUUUAAGAUGCUUCAUUGAUAUAAUAUAUUUGCCUGUGCAUACAGUAUAAAAAUGUUUGUGUGUACAUUUCUGUUUAAUGCAUACUUUUGGAUAAUUUGGCUCCAAUUCUGCAAAGCACUUAUUCAUGAGCUGAAAGUUAAGCAUCUACCUAGGACCCUCUUAAAGUGAAUAUGAGUUAGGAAAACAGUUGAAGUUAAGCUUGUUUUUAAGUGUUAUACCAAACAGCAGUAGAAUUAUGCAUGUUCUUAAGUUCUUUGAUGAAUCAGGCCUUUGUUGUUUUAAGUUGAGUUUAAUUACCCUUCUUGGAAAAUUUAAUCCUAUUUUCAAUAUUUAUUAAAAAAAUAAAUUCUGAUUUUUAGAAUACUCCUAAAGUCCCACUUGCAAUGUAAACUAUAGAGAACGUAAUGCUAUGAAAAAUGGGAGUAAAAAAACAAAAUCCACAUUCAAGUAUUGCAGAUAAUAUGAUCAUUAUAAAUCCAUGUGAGAUGCAGGAUCUCAGAAGGAGACAUGAGCAUUAUUUAAUUUUUUUUACCAGUUGCUGCGAUCUGAGCUAAUUACACAGUAAGAGAUUGCAUCUGUCAGUUUAUGCAUGGAUAACUGCAGAGUCUGUAGUUUUAAAAUACAAAACAAUCUCCCUUAGGGAUGUAAAAGAGUAGUCAAGUCAACUACUCGCGUUUGCCCCAACUCCCACCUUGAUGCCUCUAUAUCAGAGGCAGCAAGGCAGGGGGAGCAGGAGCUAGUGCUGGAGGGAGUCAGCUUAAAAGCUGUGGCCGAGGGAGGGGGAAGGAGCAGGACAGGGGAAACA
Molecule: messenger RNA, 5566 nt
Organism: Pelodiscus sinensis (Chinese soft-shelled turtle)
Lineage: Eukaryota; Metazoa; Chordata; Testudines; Trionychidae
Source: RefSeq, a predicted model, not a curated record